Messenger RNA from Nannizzia gypsea CBS 118893, 1632 nucleotides. Its product is annotated as adenosine deaminase. NCBI's taxonomy places the organism in Eukaryota, Fungi, Ascomycota, Eurotiomycetes, Onygenales, Arthrodermataceae. Gene Ontology annotation, molecular function: adenosine deaminase activity. The coding region runs from base 1 to 1632 and encodes 543 amino acids. The record is from RefSeq and is a predicted model, not a curated record. The transcript is spliced from 4 exons. Gene Ontology annotation, biological process: inosine biosynthetic process; adenosine catabolic process.
AUGGGAGACACAGAACUCGAAACCGCAGCGUUGGCAUCUCACUUCGCCGCCAGAGAUGCCCUGAUAUCCAAGGAACUCUCUCUCCGUAGCGAUACCGGCUUCCGCAACGCUCUCUCGCCCAUCGCCAGCCAAGCAUGCGCCAUCGUCUCCCGGAUCCGAGAAGCAGAACAUGCUUCCAUCUGGAAACAUGAUCCGUCGUGUCCGGAUAAUGAAGCAGGCGUCGAGCUGUAUCCGGGCAUGAUGUUCGGACUAGCUAAGCGAAAGCUUGAAUCCACGCAUCUGUGGAAAAUAGCUAAACGGAUGCCCAAGGGGACGUUGUUGCAUUGUCAUUUGGGCGCCAUGGUGGAGGUGGAUUGGCUAUUUGAACGCAUCCUUGACGUCGAAGGUAUGCAUGUAUGUUCCUCCGAAGCACUGGAUACGGAGGCUGCAAGGGACAGGGCAGUGGUGCUGUUCAAGUAUAUUACUCCCAAGCCAGGGUCGAGCAGCGUAUCUAUUUGGUCGUCUGAAUACCAGCCAAACACAUAUGUUCCUGCGGCCCAAGCAGCAAAUGCAUUCCCAUCUACCGGACGACAGGGAUUCGUGGACUGGCUUUCUGAACGAAGCGUGAUAAGCGAACAGGCGUCUAUCGAGCACCAUCUAGGUGUGGACGAAGUAUGGCGGAAGAUGGCCGCUGCAUUUCCUACGUUAGGCUCGCUGUUGGGCUAUGAGCCUGUCUACCGACUGUUUAUACGGAAGAUGCUACAAACUCUAGCGGCAGAUGGAGUGCGAUGGGUAGAGAUACGUGAUGUGUUUGGCUCGCCGUUUGCCAGGGAGGGCCAGGAUGUGCCGGAACCAGGGUUCAACUACCGUGUUGCUGUGAUGGGAGAGGAGAUCGAGGCAUUUAAGAAGACUGAGGAAGGGAAGUACUUCUGGGGCGGCCGGAUUAUCUGGACUGCUUUUACGGGUGUUGAGUGCAGAAUCUAUACUCACCAGUAUGAGGCACUGCCUGGAAGCGAAAAAGGCAUAUCCUCAUCUGGUAGCCGGGAGCUUAUGGCUCAAUCUCUGGUUACCGACGACAAUUGCACAUCGCAGAUACCUAACAUUCCGUUCGUCUACCAUGCUGGCGAAUGUCUGGGUGACGGGAUAGCACAGCCGCAACCUCUACGACGCUAUCCUGCUCAAUUCCCGACGUCUUGGCACGGGUCUCACUCUUCAACACCCACACCUAAUCGAUCUGGUCAAAGAGCGCCGAUCAUGAUCGAGAGCUGCCCUAUCUCUAACGAGGUGUUACGACUAACUGCCACGGUCCUAGCGCAUCCGCUACCAGCCCUGUUGGCGCGCGGUGUAAGUGCAUCGCUGAGCAACGAUGACCCUGCGCUACUAGGUCAGGGGACGUCAGGUAUGUCUCAUGAUUUCUGGCAGGCGGUGCAGGCCUGGGAGAACCUGGGACUGGCGGGACUGGGUUCGCUGGCGGAGAAUAGUGUCCGGUAUGCUGCUUUCGAGGACGAGGACGAGGAGCAGUGGGUGAGGGGUAUUGACAAGGGGUACGAGGGCGGUGGCGUCAAAGCAGAGAGAUUGAAGCAGUGGCGAGACGAGUGGGAGGCCUUUUGUCAAUGGAUUGUAGAUGAGUAUGGAGUGGAGUACUGCAAAUAG